AUGCUGUUGACGGCCAUCCUCACUUUGCUGUGCGCAAUAUGGACGGCGAUGCCGCAAGCUGCUGCCCAGCGGCAAUGCUACAACCCAGAUGGAAGCCUCGUAACAGAUCAAGUAUAUGCUUGCAGAGCUGGAGAUUCUGAAAGCCAUUGCUGCCCAAGAGGCAUGAUGUGCACCACGAACAGUCUCUGCAAGGCUCCGGAAGAUGCAAACAAUACUCAGUACUGGCGAGCAUCAUGCACCGAUCCGACCUGGAACUCAUCAGCGUGUCCGAAGUAUUGUACGAAUGGCACGAACGAUUCGCACCGGCUCAUCGAGCUCAAACCAUCGCAUGUUGACAUGCUCGUCUUCAACUUUCUGCUGUAUCGACUCAACAAACGUCCCCAACCUCGAAAACAACCCUCGCGCCUGCUGUGCCAGCCCAUAUCAAACAUUCACUGCUGGCUUUGCCGCGUACCUCGCCGGUCCCUCAGUCCAGACUCAACUGCCGACGAGUUCCUGCUUAGGAUGGAGAUGCAGCCGCACGAUGACUACGACGACCACAUCCCGCUACACAUAUCGUCCGACUUCGACGGCGAGAUCUUCAAGUCGUUCAAGUCGGACAGGAGAUAG
This is a messenger RNA of Fulvia fulva, 609 nucleotides long. RefSeq lists its product as uncharacterized. The transcript has 2 exons. NCBI's taxonomy places the organism in Eukaryota, Fungi, Ascomycota, Dothideomycetes, Mycosphaerellales, Mycosphaerellaceae. The record is from RefSeq and is a predicted model, not a curated record. Bases 1 to 609 code for a protein of 202 amino acids.